AUGCGAGUGAGAGUCCGGGGCCCCGCCGGACAGAGCACUAUCACGCUUGAGCCAAGCACCACCGUGGCCGAGUUUAUAAAUCUCGUCAAAGAUACCACUGGACUUGCUGCUUUUGAGAUCAAAUAUGGCUACCCGAAUUUACAAACCCUUCGGAUCGAGGGAUACGACCCCGCACAAAAGAUUACCGAUGUAGGCGUGAAUCUGAACGGGGAACAGUUGAUCAUCAAUAGUAAGCAACAACAACAACAAGAAGAAGAAGGCGACUCUGCAGGGAAAACCACUGAUGUUGCACCAAAGCCAGCACCUUCGCAAGACUACUCGAAAGGUCCUGCUUCAUCUGCUUCACAGUCAACUGCAACCCCGUUACACGGUACAACGGAAGCCGAUACUGAACCACCGGAAGUACCAUCCCCCGAACACGCAGGAACUGUGGUGCUGCGCAUCAUGGCGGACGAUAAUUCGUGCCUUUUUCGAGCAGUUGGUGCUGCGGUCAUAGGAGGAAUGGAUACAAUGACGGAAUUACGCUCGAUCGUGGCCCAGACCAUCCAAGCACAGCCCGAGGUCUACAGCGACGUGGUGCUUGACAAGAGAGCAGACGAUUACUGCCGAUGGAUUCAGAGUGAAGAUGCCUGGGGUGGCGCUAUAGAACUCGACAUCCUCAGCAAGCACUUUGGGGUUGAAAUCUGUUCGAUCGACGUGCAGACACUGCGGGUGGAUCAUUUCAAUGAAGGGCAGGCUACGCGCUGCUUUGUCGUCUACUCUGGAAUACAUUACGAUAUGAUUGCCUUGUCCCCAUCGGAUCCUCCAUUCGCCCAUGCAUACGCGCCGCCGGACUUUGACACGCGCAUAUUCGACGCGGCAGACCCGGUCAUCCUCGAGAAGGCGCUCGAGCUGUGUCGCACGCUCCAGAAAAGACACUAUUACACAAACACGGCGACGUUCCAGAUCCGCUGUAAUACGUGUGGCGGGCUGUUCAUUGGAGAGAAGGGAGCAACAGAGCAUGCAUCGAAGACGGGGCAUUACGACUUUGGCGAGGCCGGCUGA
Molecule: messenger RNA, 1044 nt
Organism: Talaromyces atroroseus
Lineage: Eukaryota; Fungi; Ascomycota; Eurotiomycetes; Eurotiales; Trichocomaceae
Exons: 1
Coding region: 1-1044 (347 amino acids)
Biological process (GO): endoplasmic reticulum unfolded protein response; protein deubiquitination
Cellular component (GO): nucleus; cytosol
Molecular function (GO): cysteine-type deubiquitinase activity
Source: RefSeq, a predicted model, not a curated record